Eimeria mitis is the source of this 993-nucleotide messenger RNA. RefSeq lists its product as uncharacterized. The coding region runs from base 1 to 993 and encodes 330 amino acids. The record is from RefSeq and is a predicted model, not a curated record. NCBI's taxonomy places the organism in Eukaryota, Apicomplexa, Conoidasida, Eucoccidiorida, Eimeriidae. The transcript has 2 exons.
AUGGGCGGCAGCCUGCCGAGUGCGUGCUCUGUUGUGUACCAUCAGGUGACAAAGGAGUCUCCUCAGCCACCCGUAGCAGAAGCUCUUGCUCCUGCCGAAGAAGGAACGGCCAGCACAUCCACAGCGCCAGUUGAGGAUUCUUUUGCGUCUUCGUCCAGGACUUCUGCUGCCUCGCAGCAACUACCUUCGGGAGUCACGCCGUCUCAGGAAAGUGGAUCAGCUGAGCAGUUGGCAUCUUCGACAGAGCUGCCUACUGACGCAACUGUCAUUUCCCACUUCAAGUGGCUCGGCGAGUUGUUUCCAGAUAUUCCAGAGAGCAUCCUGAGGACGCACCCAUUUUACCGCCACCCGGAAAAUGAGCAUAUACGCAUCUCAAGAUCAUUUAAUGCACGGUCAGCACGGUUACGUCCGCCAGCCCAGAAGAGUCCCGGCCCAGCUCUUACCGUGUGCAAGGAAAUACUGAAGAAGCUGUCGCUGUCCCCGCAGGAUUUGAUGCAACUUUUGAAACAAGCAGAACGCCUGUAUGGAUAUGCAAGCCAGACCAUGGCGUUGAACUACAGACGUGCCCAACCGCUGUACGCUAUAGAAACCCUGGGAGCGAUUUUUCUAGUUCUCGACACCCUCUAUUGUGCAGCAGAAGUACUCGGGGAUUACUCGAUGAAGCAGGAUUGGUGGCCCUCGAUAGUACAUCGCAUUGAAGCUGCAAGGUUCGUCCCCAAGAAAGAACACCUACGAUGUGAUAAAUCCGUGAGAAAUCUUCACAUCGCAUUGACUUUGGACGCGGCGCUAGAGUACUACAGAAAAGGCAUCCGCCCUCCACUUCUCAUGGUGAUAGGCUUAAAAGAAGCGCUUUUUUGUGGGCCGGGUUCGACUAGGUUCAAGUCCCCCCAAUGGGACCCGUGGCGACAAGACGCCGCGCAGUGGCGAGUGUCCAUACAGCCGAUUGUGGCAAGGAUCAAAUUGUCAACAGUUUCGAUGGGCGGAAAGGGAUGA